CUAGAGACAGGUGUGAAUAAAUGCCGAAACAACAAAAAAGUCUGAUUGAAAAGAGUAAAAAAAAUUGAACAAAAAUUGGUUGACUGGUCUCAAACAAACCCGUCAGAAGACAAAAAAAUGAAAGUCUUGAAAUUUGAAAUACAAUUUGUGUCCUUAAAUAGAUGAAAAAGGUGCACACUACAGACCGGAGAAUGGAGCAAGUCGAGUCAUCUAACAACACCAACAACAGCUCCAGUCCGAAAGAACAGAUGAGUCAUCCCAAGAGUGCACUCGCUACCGCACCCAGCGGACAACAGAAGGGCGAGUUUAAGAAGGUCAAAUCGAAAGAGGUUUUCUUUGGAGAUGAGGUCUCGCACCCAAUCGAAAAAGCCCAGCUUGAAACGGAACGAGGGCGUGAAAACUCCAUUACUGAACUGCACCAGGAGUCGGGUCUGAAGUCUCCGGCGGGUAAGUUCGACCCCACUGUGAAACCCCACGAGGACCUCAAGAGACAGAUGUCGGAGAGUCUUCUGCAGAAGAGGAAGAGCAUAAGUGAAGAACAGCUGAAGAUGAAAAAGGGAAUGGCCAAAUCUAAUCUGGACUUCGCAAAACUCACCGCGAAAGACAUUCUGCCGCAUGAGUCCUUCCCCCACUCAAACACGGGUGAGUUUUUGCGCUGUGUGGUGGACGAACUGAUCGACUUCAUGGGUCAGACGCACGACAGAGCCCAGCCGGUGCUCGAGUUCCACCACCCGGCACAGCUGAGGGGCAAUCUGGACCUGGACGUGCCGGAAACUCCAGAACACCUGGCCCAGUUGCUGAGUGACAUCAAAGAUACCUGUCGAUAUGCGGUCAAGUCAGGUCAUCCCCGUUUCUUCAAUCAGCUGUCAUGUGGAAUGGACGUCACUUCCAUUGCGGGAGAGUGGCUCACAGCAACUAUCAACACCAACAUGUUCACUUACGAAGUGUCUCCCGUAUUUGUGAUUAUGGAGCGGAUGGUGUUGAAGAGGCUUAGAGAACUUGUCGGCUGGGCGGAUGGAGCCGGGGACGGAAUCUGUGCACCAGGCGGGACUAUUUCUAACUUGUACGCCCUGAUGUUGGCCAGACACAAGUACUUCCCACAGCUGAAACACACUGGACUGAAGCCAGAAAAACAGCUGUGCAUGUUUGUGUCCAAAGAGUCGCAUUACUCGUACAAGAAUGCAGCAAUGAUCACUGGUAUCGGAAUCAACAAUUGCAUCCCAAUUGAAACCGACGCAAGGUGCAACAUGGACCCAAAAGAUUUGGAGGCCAAAAUUCAAAAAGUUAAAAAGGAGGGCAAGCACCCCCUGUUCCUGGGUCUAACUAUGGGCACAACUGUGGUGGGGGCAGUGGACCAGAUCAGACAGCUGGCACCAAUCGCCAACAAGCACGACCUAUGGAUACAUGUGGAUGCCGCGUGGGGUGGAGGAGUUCUGAUGUCGAAUAAGUGGAAGCACAUCCUGGAUGGAAUACACCUGGCCGACUCUGUGACGUGGAACCCUCACAAACUCCUCGGUGUGACACUGCAAUGCUCGGCUCUACUAGUCAAAGAAGACGGUAUUCUGGAGAGCUGCAAUGCUCUGCACGCCGACUACUUGUUCCAACAGGACAAGCACUACGACGUCUCCUAUGACACAGGCGACAAGGCCAUCCAGUGCGGUCGUCAUGUGGACAUUUUCAAAUUCUGGCUCAUGUGGCGUGCCAAGGGCAGGGUGGGCAUGGAGGCACACGUGAACCUCAUGUUCGACCUCAGAGACUACCUGGUCCAGCUGAUCCACGAAAAGCAGGGCUUUCAGAUGGUGUUCGAAGAGCCGCAGUUCCUGAAUGUGUGUUUCUGGUAUAUUCCUGAGUGCAUUCGGGGAAUGCCCGAGGGCCAGGCCAGAACCAAGAAGCUGCACAAGGUGGCACCCAUAAUCAAGGGCAGGAUGAUGAACAAGGGUGAUCUGAUGGUGGGCUACCAGCCCCUCUUCUCCAUCCCUAACUUCUUCCGAAUGGUCAUCUCCAACCAGGCCAGUCGAAGGGAGGACAUUCUCUACGUGGUGGAGGAGAUCGACAGACUGGGACACGACAUUGAACUCUAAUCCAUCAUCUAGAUACUUAAUGCAUCAUCUGUACUUAGUUUCUGGGCUCUUUAGCACUAAACGGCGGCCCAAAAAAGAAGAACAAUCGAACUAUUUCGAUUUGCGAAAAUUCAACAUAACUUCUUCUUGAAUUUGAUAGGCUAAUUUUUUGUCGUUUCAAGAAAGGCGCAGGGUUUCUCAGUUCAAGAUUGGUUCAAAGUUUUGAAGGUAAAGAUUUUAAACAUUGUUUUGCGGGCCGUUUAGUAGUUUAGUCCAAAAGACCCCUUUUAUGUUACACGGCUCAAACAUUACAGAAUGUUUCAUGCGAGAUUUGGUUUCAAAUUAAGGUUCAGAUAUUGUAUCUAGUAAAUAAUAUAGAACAGUUUUUAAAAUAACAACAAAAAUCAUUUUGGUUCGUAUAAUAACAAAAACCUAUAGUUUCUCUUAAUAAAAUUAAGAUUAAAAAACCAAAAACAUUCCCCUGACACUUGCACAAAAAAGUACAUACGAACUUAUGGAAUUUUAAAGUCUACUUCAUAACAAGGGAACAUCUUCGCCUUUCAUGUAUUUUGUCAUAGAAAUUUUCUAAGUUGAAGUUAGUAAUCAAUUUACUACCGCAACUCACGGGUUCUUAAUACAUUUGAUCAGGUCAUCUUUCUCCCUUUCCUGGAAGCCUUCUUUUUGAGAUAUAAGACAAAAAAAACAGAAAUUUUAGAAUUGAGACACUAUUAAAAUACCAUUAUCUAUCGCACGCCAAGUAUGUGCAUAUUUUGAUUGACAAAAAAAUCGAAAGCAAAGUAUAUCAAAUUUAUCUUAUUCCUAGGGCGCAGUUAUAAUUAAUUAGCAAAAUUAAUUUUUUUGUUGUAUUUAUUUUCCUAUUUGCACGCAACUGAACUGUAGCUUCCUGUUUAAUAUUCUGCAAUUUUCGUGCAAUUUUAUAUACUCAGUUUCAAGAAGCAAACAUGUCAUCAACUGUAUUUGUAUCAACGAAGCUAGUCUCGAGUAUAAUAUUUUUUUAUUUCAAUAACUAAGCAUGAAUUUAUAUUGACAACAUUGCAGUACACGUCGAUAUUUAACCACAAUAGUAGUUUUAGCUGAUGUUAUUGUCUAAACAUUUCUAUUUUGAUAUUAUGGAAUUGGAUGUCCAGGUUGCAUAGCUGUUACCAAA
Messenger RNA from Symsagittifera roscoffensis, 3228 nucleotides. Its product is annotated as glutamate decarboxylase-like. Gene Ontology annotation, biological process: GABA biosynthetic process. Lineage: Eukaryota; Metazoa; Xenacoelomorpha; Acoela; Convolutidae. The coding region runs from base 162 to 2081 and encodes 639 amino acids. The record is from RefSeq and is a predicted model, not a curated record. The transcript is spliced from 16 exons. Gene Ontology annotation, cellular component: cytoplasm. Gene Ontology annotation, molecular function: pyridoxal phosphate binding; glutamate decarboxylase activity.